CAUAACUUCACAACGGCAUGGAUUUAGAAGCUGCGCUUGAAGCCUGUGACAGAGCAGAUGCAGCUGGUGAACUUUCUUAUACCAAAAUUGCUGACCAAAGCUUAGUGUCGCGAUCUACGCUGUCGCGGCAGCACCAACGCGUAUGCGCGUUGCGUGAAGAAGGCAACUCCACACGUCAAAAGCUUAACCCACAACAAGAGUAUGAGCUUGUUAGUUAUAUAAAUAAGCUUACAGAGCAAGGGCUACCACCUACAAGGUAAAUGGUGCAAAACUUUGCGUUAGAAAUGGCCCAACAGUACGUUGGAGAUAGCUGGGUUACCAGGUUCCUGCACCGUCACCCCAAUGAGCUCCUAUACAAAUGGACCUCCGCCAUGGACGCCUCACGUCACAACGCCGACGAUAGCGAAAAGUACUCAUACUAUUUUAACCUACUACGUUCCAAGAUUGACCAAUACUCUAUCAAGCCACGGCACACGUACAAUAUGGAUGAGAAGGGCCUAGCGAUUGGAUUGGUGAAUAGGAGCAAAAGGGUGUUUAGUAAGGCAGCUUGGGAAGCCGGAGGCAAACGCCAAAGCUUGCAGGAUGGCAAUAGAGAGUGGGUAACAAUUCUCGCAGCUAUCUGCGCUGACGGUUCAACGUUGCCGCCAGCCAUCAUAUAUGCAGGCCAGCCAAACAGUCUACAAUCCUCCUGGAUGGAGGACCUGGACGCAGGCAAAGACUCUAUAUACUCUACUGCAACGCCCUCUGGCUGGUCCAACGACGAGGUUGGUCUUGCCUGGCUUGAACAGGUGUUUGAGCGGGAAACUGCGAGUAAAACUCGCGGUAGUUGGCGCCUACUCAUACUUGACGGCCACAGCUCUCACAUAACAAUGGCUUUUAUCAACUUUUGUAGUUGCCACAAGAUUCUACUACUUAUCUAUCCACCUCACAGUACCCAGACGUUGCAGCCGCUUGAUGUGGGUUGCUUCUCACCUUUUGGCAACAACUACUCUAAAGAACUUGUGCUGGCCGCGUUCAAAGCCACAGGCAUCUUACUACUAAACCUAGCUAUUAUACUUGACAGGUUUCAGAACAAGCUAAGCGAGCUUCCGCGAACUCCAUCUCCAUUACUCAACGUCAAUAGGGUCGCGAUAGAACAGUUUUGCAAGGCAAUAGUGAAGGACUCUACAAGUUAUGAGACAAGGAAGCUAGUUCGCACGUUCAACUACUUAGCAGCUCGCAACGCCCUUCUGGAGAAGACCUCUCAGAGGUACCACCAAGCCCUACUGUUACAGGCCUCCAAGUCCUAUACUUCCAACGCGAUGUUGUGGUCUCCAACAAAGGUGGAUAAAGCCCAAGCUCAACUGCGUCAAAAUACCCGCCAACAGGCUGAGGAAGCUGCUGCAAAGGCUCGCAAAAAGGCAGAGGCAGCUGAGAAGAAGGUUCAAGAUGAGCGGGAGAAGGAGCAGCGGAAGGUGGAACGAGCGAGGGCAAAGGAAGAGAAAGCCCUCAGGAAGGCCGCUGAGAAGGCCGAGAAACAACAAAAAAAACAAGAGAGCGACGCUGCCAAAUCUAUCCAACUAUCCCAAACAGGCAAGCGCAAGGCCUCACAGAAGCCACCUACAGAACCUCCAGCCAAAAAACAGCGUGCGCGUGGCGCUACUCAGGUUGUAGUUGAGGCGUCACCUUCCCCGACACCUCCACCAAUUACUACACGCAGCGGCCGCACCACGCGACUAAAUAGAAAAUAGGAGCAGGACAAGCAUCAUAGGCGUUAGUAGACUGUUACAACAAAAAAAUCUUAAUAUAAUAGCUUUUG
Molecule: messenger RNA, 1798 nt
Organism: Didymella exigua CBS 183.55
Lineage: Eukaryota; Fungi; Ascomycota; Dothideomycetes; Pleosporales; Didymellaceae
Product: DDE-domain-containing protein
Exons: 3
Coding region: 372-1730 (452 amino acids)
Cellular component (GO): nucleus
Molecular function (GO): DNA binding
Source: RefSeq, a predicted model, not a curated record